Nomascus leucogenys (northern white-cheeked gibbon) is the source of this 7408-nucleotide messenger RNA. It is a transcript of the gene ZNF862, whose product is annotated as zinc finger protein 862. Bases 1252 to 4782 code for a protein of 1176 amino acids. The transcript has 9 exons. The record is from RefSeq and is a predicted model, not a curated record. Gene Ontology annotation, molecular function: protein dimerization activity. NCBI's taxonomy places the organism in Eukaryota, Metazoa, Chordata, Mammalia, Primates, Hylobatidae. Gene Ontology annotation, biological process: regulation of DNA-templated transcription.
UGGAGCUAACGUGAUGGGGGGGGGGGGGGGGUCCUUGGCCCUUAUUAUGCUCACCUGUGCAUGCCCGGGAAGGAUGGGCAUGAAGAGCGAUCCCGGCUGUCCUGAAUCACAAGUGUUUUAACCUGCCCCAAUCUGGACAGGCUGCCCUCCAGUCCUGGGAUACAGCAGUCAUCCUGAAUCUGCCUUCAGCCUAAUCUUGGGGUUGUCUUCAAUGCUUCCUCACAUUGGCUGUCCCUAGGUUGUAUCUCAUGGAGACUCCUGUUUGACUGCUUUCUUUUAGUGGAGCCUGUCUUCCAGUCGGUUUUGGGAAAUAUUUCAUUUUGCUUUGGAAGACACUGUAGAGCAAACAGUUAUUUAAAUGUACACAUUUGGCAGUACAAUUCUAUUUUUGUUUUUAAAACUUCAUACAUAUUCAUAGACUAAAGACUGGGAGGUUAUAUGGCAAAUGUUAACAGGUUCUCAGGAAAGAAGGGUAAUGAAAAGUAAUUCUUUUUCAAUAAAGGGGAUAUGGGUGAUCUUAAUACAUUUUUUUCUGCUUAUUUCUAUUGUCCAAAUUUUCUGCAGUCAACAUAAGAAUCUUAUAAUAGUGACCAGUAAGAAUGAUCGAUAUCAUUUUCCUCAAGAAAUGUCUACUGUUGAGGUUAAAAUCGAUAUUUCACCUAUUUUAAAUGGCAUGUUGCUAUUUCCCAAUGUUAUUUUUCUUUGGAGUGAGAAAUUUGUUUUUUGUUGAUAAUUUGAUUUAUUUCUUUUUACAAUUUCUUUAACUAGGUAAUGUUUUCAUGGCACAAAACUUAAAAUGAUAAACAUUUCUGCUUCUUUUUCUGUUGAUUUUUUUUAUAACACUUUGUUGCGUGGCUGCAGUACCUUACCUCUUUGAUGGUAUAGCUUGAUGAUAGUUGUUUAAGUUUUUUUCUCCAUGCCUCCCCUCCAUUUUCUUAGCAACCCAUCCCCCCCCCCACCCCCCGCAAACCCAACACCUCCCAUCUAUUUUGGUCUCUAUAGUCCCUGUUAGAUCCUUUCCCCAAGUGUCUGGUAGUCCAGUCUGCUGACAUUUAGUGGUGGAAGACCAAAAAUCUAAUAGCUCUGUGCUUGUGAGAGGGAGGACAGGCUUAUCAGCCGGAGCCUCAUGUAAAGGAACCUGGGGAGGCAUUUGUUGGGGACAGCCCUCCCCUAGUUCUUGUUCCACUGGGCUGCCUGCCCACCCUCCCAUGCUGGAGGUUUCCUGUGCUGGAAGAUGCCAAGCCUUUGAGGAUGCAGAGUAUACCUUGGGCGGUUCUCUGCUUUGCCCACUGCCGGGCUCCUGUGACAUUUGAUGACAUCACUGUGUACUUACUCCAGGAGGAAUGGGUGCUGCUGAGCCAGCAACAAAAGGAGCUCUGUGGUUCUGACAAGCCGGUGGCAACACUGGGACCAACUGUUGCCAAUCCUGAGCUGUUCUGUAAGUUCGGACGAGGGCCAGAGCCAUGGCUAGGCAGCGUCCAGGGCCAGAGGAGCCUUCUGGAGCAUCACCCAGGAAAAAAACAGAUGGGCUACAUGGAAGAAAUGGACGUGCAAGGUCCCACCAGGGAGAGUGGACAGUCCCUCCUGCCUCAGAAGAAAUCCUACCUUUCCCACCUCAGUACAGGCAGUGGACACAUUGAGGGAGACUGGGCAGGAAGAAGCAGGAAACUUCUGAAGCCCCGGUCCAUCCAGAAGUCAUGGUUUGUGCAGUUUCCGUGGCUGAUCAUGAAUGAGGAGCAGACGGCUCUGUUCUGCUCUGCUUGCCGAGAAUACCCCUCCAUCAGGGACAAACGGUCAAGACUAAUAGAAGGUUAUACGGGACCAUUCAAGGUGGAGACUCUCAAAUACCACGCCAAGAGCAAGGCCCACAUGUUCUGUGUCAAUGCCUUGGCAGCAAGGGACCCCAUCUGGGCAGCCCGGUUCCGGAGCGUCAGAGACCCACCUGGAGAUAUCCUGGCCAGCCCGGAGCCACUCUUCACUGCAGAUUACCCCAUAUUCUAUCCCCCAGGGCCUCUGGGAGGCUUUGAUAGCAUGGCUGAACUCCUGCCAAGCUCAAGAGCUGAACUAGAGGACCCUGGGGGGAAUGGAGCAAUUCCCGCAAUGUAUCUAGACUGCAUUUCAGAUUUGAGGCAAAAAGAAAUCACUGAUGGCAUCCACAACUCCUCAGACAUUGAUAUUUUAUAUAAUGAUGCAGUAGAAUCCUGCAUUCAGGAUCCUUCUGCAGAGGGGCUGUCGGAGGAGGUUCCUGUGGUGUUUGAGGAGCUGCCGGUGGUGUUCGAGGAUGUGGCAGUGUAUUUCACCCGGGAGGAGUGGGGCAUGCUAGACAAGCGGCAGAAGGAGCUGUACAGAGACGUGAUGCGGAUGAACUACGAGCUGUUGGCAUCCUUGGGACCUGCUGCUGCCAAGCCAGACUUGAUCUCCAAACUGGAGCGGAGGGCUGCACCCUGGAUCAAGGACCCAAAUGGGCCAAAGUGGGGGAAAGGUCGUCCUCCAGGGUACAAGAAGAUGGUGGCAGUGAGAGAGGCGGACACACAGGCCUUGGCUGCAGACUCCGCGUUGCUUCCAGCCUCUCCCAUGGUGGCCCGUGCCUCUUGCUGCAGUUCGAGCAUUUGUGAAGAAGGAGAUGGACCUAGGAGAAUCAAGAGGACAUACAGGCCCCGUUCCAUUCAGAGGUCAUGGUUUGGGCAGUUCCCAUGGUUAGUAAUUGACCCCAAAGAGACUAAACUCUUCUGCUCAGCCUGCAAAGAAAGACCUAAUCUCCACGACAAAUCAUCUCGGUUAGUCAGAGGUUACACGGGGCCUUUUAAAGUGGAGACUUUAAAAUACCACGAAGUCAGCAAAGCGCACAGGCUCUGUGUCAACACGGUUGAAAUCAAGGAAGACACCCCUCACACUGCCCUCGUUCCAGAGAUCUCCAGCGACCUCAUGGCCAACAUGGAGCACUUUUUCAAUGCCGCCUACUCCAUUGCAUACCACUCAAGGCCUCUGAAUGACUUUGAGAAGAUCCUGCAGCUCCUCCAAAGCACUGGGACCGUGAUAUUAGGCAAGUACCGCAAUCGCACGGCGUGCACUCAGUUCAUCAAGUACAUCUCGGAGACCCUGAAGAGGGAGAUCCUGGAGGACGUGCGGAACUCGCCCUGCGUGAGUGUGCUGCUCGACAGCUCCACCGACGCCUCCGAGCAGGCCUGCGUGGGGAUUUACAUCCGCUACUUUAAGCAGAUGGAGGUGAAAGAGUCCUACAUCACUCUGGCCCCUCUCUACAGCGAGACAGCUGAUGGGUACUUCGAGACCAUCGUUUCUGCCCUGGAUGAGCUGGACAUCCCCUUCCGGAAGCCUGGCUGGGUGGUGGGGCUGGGGACGGAUGGCUCAGCCAUGUUGCGCUGCAGAGGAGGCCUUGUGGAAAAGUUCCAGGAGGUCAUCCCACGGCUGCUGCCUGUCCACUGCGUGGCCCACCGGCUGCACCUGGCUGUGGUGGACGCCUGCGGGAGCAUCGAUCUGGUGAAGAAGUGUGACCGGCACAUCCGCACCGUCUUCAAGUUUUAUCAGUCCUCAAACAAGAGGCUGAACGAGCUGCAGGAAGGUGCAGCGCCUCUGGAGCAGGAGAUCAUCCGCCUGAAGGACCUGAAUGCGGUCCGCUGGGUGGCCAGCAGGAGGCGCACGCUGCACGCGCUGCUCGCGAGCUGGCCUGCCCUGGCCAGGCACCUCCAGAGCGUGGCAGAGGCUGGGGGCCAGAUUGGGCACCGGGCCAAGGGGAUGCUGAAGCUCAUGCGCGGCUUCCACUUUGUCAAGUUCUGCCACUUCCUGUUGGACUUCCUGAGCAUCUACAGGCCUCUGUCCGAGGUGUGCCAGAAGGAGAUCGUGCUGAUUACAGAGGUGAACGCCACGCUGAGCCGGGCCUACGUGGCACUGGAGAGCCUCCGUCACCAGGCGGGGCCCAAAGAGGAAGAAUUCAACACCAGCUUCAAGGAUGGGCGGCUCCAUGGCAUCUGCUUGGACAAACUGGAGGUAGCGGAACAGCGGUUCCAGGCGGAUCGGGAGAGGACGGUCCUGACGGGGAUUGAGUACCUCCAGCAGAGGUUUGACGCAGACCGACCCCCACAGCUCAAGAACAUGGAGGUGUUUGACACCAGGGCCUGGCCGAGUGGGAUCGAACUUGCCAGUUUUGGGAAUGAUGACAUUCUCACCCUGGCCAGGUAUUUCGAGUGCUCCCUCCCAACAGGAUACAGUGAGGAAGCUCUGCUGGAGGAGUGGCUGGGCCUGAAAGCCAUUGCCCAGCACCUCCCGUUCUCCAUGCUCUGCAAAAACGCCCUGGCCCAGCACUGCCGCUUCCCGCUGCUGAGCAAGCUCAUGGCCGUGGUGGUCUGUGUGCCCAUCUCCACCUCCUGCUGUGAGCGGGGGUUCAAGGCCAUGAACCGGAUCAGGACCGAUGAGAGGACCAAGCUCUCCAACGAGGUGCUCAACAUGCUCAUGAUGACAGCUGUGAACGGCGUGGCCGUCACAGAGUACGACCCCCAGCCCGCCAUCCAGCACUGGUACCUGACCUCCUCAGGCCGGCGUUUCAGCCAUGUGUACGCCUGUGCCCAGGUGCCAGCCCGCUCCCCUGCAAGCGCCAGGCUCAGGAAGGAGGAGACGGGAGCUCUCUAUGUGGAGGAGUCCGGAACCCAGAAGCCACCCAUCCUGCCCUCCAGGGAAGCAGUGGAGGUUCUGAAGGACUGCGUCAUGGAGCCUCCCGAGAGACUCCUGUACCCCCACACCAGCCAGGAGGCCCCCGGGAUGUCCUGAGGUACAGGGAGUCCUUGCGACGGCCUUGGAGAUGCCUCUGUGAUCACUGGGACAGGCUCUGCAGAUUCUAGGCUGCCCUAGGAUCUUCCGCUGGUGGCGAUGGUCUGUAAGCAGCAGGAAGUGGGCAGUGGCGUCCUGGAGCAGCAGGGGUAUUAGGAGGUGCAUGACCUGUUUCCUGAGGCCCCACUCAGCACAGCCAUGCCUCAUAGCACACAAAUGUGCCAGAAGGUUCUAUAUCUCAAGUUCAUUUUUAAGGUGCUCCAGAAAAUAACCCCAUCAUGAAAUGUUUCAGCCCCUGAGUUCUGGUGGCAAGAGGACUGUCCUGGUGGGGGAGACUGUUGGACAUCCCUGGGGAAUGUUCCAGGGAGGCUGCCCACAGCCUAAGUGGGAAUGGGAAAGGCCACUUUGUUAGAGGUGGAGGUUGCCCCUGCUCUAGGGACAGCUGGCCUGGCUGCAAGAGCCCCCAGAGGCAUUGUUCUGGGACUUCCUACCCUGGCUCCCGCAGCAGAAGCAGUGAGGCCUCGGUCUCAUGCGGAACUCUACCUCUUCCCAGGGCUUCCUCUAGGGCAAAACAAUCACAAGCCCUUUGCACAGAGCACCCAAGAAAGUUCUCUUCCUGCAGCUCCAGAUGGUGGAGCUAGGGCUCUUCUGGCAGGCGGUCUGGUGCUUCCCACAGAGCUGAGCUGCGUUUGACCCGCAGCAUGCCUGGCCCGGUUUCCCCAGGAGACGAUGGGACCAAGUUGGAGUUGGGAGGCUUGGGAUGUAGCCCCAGCUCUGCUGCAGGCAGUGGUCUGAUUAAUCCCUUCCUCUUUUCUGUGCCCCAGUUUCCCUCUCCAUGAAGUGGCAGCAGAAAAUCCAAGUGCCUGCUGACUCCCCAUCUGCCCUAGGAUUAGUGAAUGAGAGCCUCGAGCUCCCUGAAAGACCUCUGGCUGCAGUGUGGACUUAGCUGCCUUCUGCCCCAUUCUCGUCCUUAGUGGGACAGGUAGGAAUUUGUCUCCAAGGUCCUUGUUGUAGGAGUUGCUCUCCGAAUGCACCAUCUGCACGACAGGCUAGUCCACUCUUCUCCGAGUUGCCCUGGGGACUCUGCACCAGGAUCUCCAGGGCCCACUGAGACAUCUCUGGAUGGGCGCUCAGUGACAAGGACUUUGAACAAGCUCCUCCAGGGACUGUGGGCCUGCUCCAGCUUCAGAACCACAGAACCACCACACUAGAGGCACAGAGGGGCUGCCGGCACUGCUAGGUUCACACCCUCCUCACCCAUCUUCCUUGCACCUAAGUUCUAGUCAGGAAUUCCUUUCUUGCUUUCUGCCUUUGACCUGUGGAAAUGUCUCCCAGCCCUGUGGGUCUGGAGGUCAGAGGGACCCCACAGGCCUGUGGUACGGGAGCUCUGGGAGGUGUUACUAUCCGCGUGGCUAAGACGCGCACAGGCCUCCUUCUCCCCAUCACCGUCUCCAUGGACGUUCAGGAACUUGCCCAGGUCAGGCACUGUGAGGCGAUGUGAACUGGUGGAAGGGGAGGGAGAAAGGCUUUUUUAGGUGGGGCUGUAGCCUCUGCCCUACCCACAGGGAUUCCACAUCAGGAUGCCAUUCCAGCGCCCACGCUUCCCGCGGCCUCUUCAUCCUUGAAGAAUCCCUCAGAGCAGGAGGCCAUCCUGUGAGCAGCCGUGAGUGGGUCUCUGUGGGAGCAGUUCUGGAGCUGAGGUGGAAGCCAGGGGAAGCAUCUCGCCCUCUCCACGUCAGCAUCAGCGUGCUCCGAGGACACCAUCCAAUGCCUUCCUUAGGUGGUGGGAAAGGGGGUCCCCUUGCAGCAGGGCCACUGAGAAUGCUGUUUGUCAUAGAAUUUGCACUGCCCGAUUUCUCGAGGGGCGCAGGCCUGCUCCGUUCCCCUUCGUCAGCCAGUGGCCAAGAAGGAAGAAGAUGACUGCCGUCUCAUUCCUGAACUUCCUCAUUCAGGACCCCCGUGGAAACACAGUGAGCAUCCUUCUCAGAGGCCCCUGGCCCAGGCUGGCCCCUUUGCUUUGUUUGGAGAGGCUGGCUGGGUUUCGGCCCCUACUGCCUGGAGACCCCUUGUUGGAGAGGCUUCCUGUUUAUGCCUCACAAGAAGAAAAACCACAGGACUCUGGGAGUGGAAGAAGCAUGCACUCCUGCUUUGGCUGGAGUCCUAGCGCUUGUCGCCACCCUCCUCCUUGCCUGUAUUCUUGACAGCAUCCGUAUGUACGUGUCCUGGCAUUUCCCCUCCCUCUCCCUGAUGACUGAUGCCCACCGCGUCUGACAUUCCAAGUAACCAGUAUGUAACUGGUAGUUUGAUCCCAAUAGCCAUAGUGACUCCAGGUGGGAGUGAGGGAGCCCAGCCCCCUGUCCUGGAAGAUACCUUAGAGUAUGUGACCGCGCUCCAGACCCUUGCUUCUCUCUCCUGCAGUGGGUGAGUUUCUAGGGUGCUAAGUACCUAUCAGAACAGCGUGGAGGGGCAGGUCCCUCAUACAGGUGUCUGCUUAGCCAGGUACACUAACUGUGACUGGCCCAGGGAUGUUCUCUCCUCCAUUUUCAAAGACGAAAGGAGGUUUUAAAAACCGUGUUUGAUUCCUAACCUUUUGCUACCUGAAUAAAGCAGAGUCUAUUUCAACACA